CUUGGACAAUUUCAAGUUUCGCCAGCCAAAGUCGCGCGCCAGACGGUUUGCACCAUCGAAGCCAAAGUCGGGCAUCCUCUGGCUGGCAAUGGCAGCAAGAGCAAUCAUCCAUCGGGCAAGGCUCGCAAGCCUACCUCAACCGGGCUUGUCAAGCUUCGCCCUACCCUGUCACAAGCUCGUGUUUGAGUACUCGGAGAGCUGGGCGAGCAAUCGUGGCUUGAGAGAUUUCCUCGCCAACGACGUCGUCGAGUUUGCCCGGAGCGUACCUUCUGUCGAGGUCAUCGUCAAGCAACGCAAAGCCGGUCAUCCCAUCGUUCGGGGACACUAUGUCAAUGGACGAGAUAAAGUCAUCUGCUUGAGAGGAUUGGAAGGAACGGGAGUACAGCAAAAGGUCAAGCUGCUCGUCGAUGCGUCGGGCCAGAAGCUGCGUAGGAUAAAGGCAGAGCAUCCUGUCCAAUCGACCAACGAGAGCGUGAGGGGAAUGUGGUCCGCCUUUCACACGCCGCUGCCUUCAGAAUCAUCAGGCAGGCAAAUGCGAAACAAAGGUCCACGAGCCAUCGCUCGAUGAAGCUCCCUAGAUCAUGUAUUGUCGAUGUUGUUGUAUUGUCGUAAGCGCGCAAAAGAGAGGGAUGCACGCGUAAAGAACUACAACUUUGGCUUCUUCUCAC
This is a messenger RNA of Mixia osmundae IAM 14324, 668 nucleotides long. RefSeq lists its product as uncharacterized. The record is from RefSeq and is a predicted model, not a curated record. Gene Ontology annotation, biological process: mitochondrial translation. NCBI's taxonomy places the organism in Eukaryota, Fungi, Basidiomycota, Mixiomycetes, Mixiales, Mixiaceae. The transcript has 2 exons. Gene Ontology annotation, cellular component: mitochondrial large ribosomal subunit. Bases 89 to 568 code for a protein of 159 amino acids. Gene Ontology annotation, molecular function: structural constituent of ribosome.